AAUAUGGUGCUUUUACUGCGUUCGCAAGAUAAGUACUUACAUUCAAGCACUUUUCUUAGGAAGGGUGAACACGGUAUGUGAAAUCUUUGUUUGUGUGCUGCUUGCAUCCUCAAAUAAUCUCCGCAUUGUUUAAAGCGAAGCACGGCCUACAGUAGUUGAUCUCCCCAUCAUCUGUAGAACAAUGAAAACCCCUCUCCUCCUGCUGUGGGUGUAGAUGGCACCAUGCUGGAUGACACCAGUGAUGAAGCGCAGCAGCAGUCUGGGCGCUGCUCAGACUGUGGGUGCAGUUUCAGUCUCCCACAACCUGACUCUGAUCCUGAUUCUGAUAACACUGCAGCCGCUCCUGAACGGCAGAAUAAAACAGACAGUCCUUCCAAAUGUCCAUCCUGCCAGGCAGGCAGCAGCCCCCACAAUGGGCGACGGCCACACCGGCGCAUCCGCCUGGACCCUCACAGCUGCAGCCUGUGCUCCAAAACCUUCAUCUCCUCCGCUCACCUGACCCUUCAUCUUGCUUCUCACAAUAAGGAGAGGAAAUUCAAAUGUAACACCUGUGGCAAAUUCUUCCAUCAGUCCUCCCACCUAAUGGCGCACAAGAUAAUCCACAGUGGAGACAGGCCGUUUAAAUGCCCAGAUUGUGGUAAGACCUUUGGGCGCGCUUCACAUCUGAAGACACACCGUCGACUCCACACUGGCGAAAAGCCUUUCAAAUGCACGUACUGUGACAAGUCCUUCACCCAGAAGGCUGGGCUGCUAGCACAUGUUCGUCUGCACACCGGGGAGAGACCAUAUAAGUGUGAACAGUGUAGCCAGGGGUUUCGCUCUUUGUCACUGCUGCUCUCUCACAAGGCUCAAGAGGCUUCCGGACAGGCCAAGUCCCUGUCUCCACCACCGCUCAGCCAGCCUCAGAAAACACAAACCAGCAGUGAAGAUCUGAAGUGUGGCGUCUGCUGCCGCACCUUCGUAAGGUCAUCUUACAUCAGGCUGCAUAUACGGCUCAACAAAGGACAGCGACCUUAUCACUGCAAAGUGUGCAACAAGACCUUUGUCAAACUGGAAACGUUUGUGAACCACUGUGACAAACACUUGAGACAGAAAAAGGAUAAAAGUAAGGGCGUAGAGGACAAGGUUGUCAAACCUCCCCUGUUUGUCCCACUCUCCAGGCCUUCUUCUCCUGAGUCCUUACCUGCUCAGCCGCUGUCCCAAGAGGUCAACACACGCUCCAGAGCAAAAGCAAAGAUUAAAACAGAGCCAUAACCAAGAGGAGAACGUCCACCGAGAUGGCAGUAGUGUAAUGCCAGUGCUUUAAAGGAUUAAAAGGUUAAAUGUUUACAAAUGAUGGUAAGAAAGGGACAAAGAGCAAAUUGAUAGCUGAACAAUUCCCAUUUUUAUUUAAUUUAUUUCAA
Messenger RNA from Archocentrus centrarchus (flier cichlid), 1403 nucleotides. RefSeq names its product zinc finger protein 678-like. The transcript is spliced from 2 exons. Gene Ontology annotation, molecular function: DNA-binding transcription factor activity, RNA polymerase II-specific; RNA polymerase II cis-regulatory region sequence-specific DNA binding. The coding region runs from base 223 to 1254 and encodes 343 amino acids. Gene Ontology annotation, biological process: regulation of DNA-templated transcription. The record is from RefSeq and is a predicted model, not a curated record. Lineage: Eukaryota; Metazoa; Chordata; Actinopteri; Cichliformes; Cichlidae.